Blepharisma stoltei is the source of this 2519-nucleotide messenger RNA. Lineage: Eukaryota; Ciliophora; Heterotrichea; Heterotrichida; Blepharismidae. The record is from the annotation of a GenBank genome assembly.
AUGGUUGAAACAGAACCAAAUUCGAUGAUAAAAGUCAUGCAGGAUGAACUAUUGCCAUUAGUUAUUUCCUACAUCCGCCAGAAAACAUAUCCUUUUCUAAUUGAAGAUUUUUCUAAACUUGCUUCAUAUUCAUCUUUGACGUGUGGAGAAAUCGAAUCUAUUUGAUUAAAAAUAUCUGACUCACAGCUUCCUACAGAAAUCAUAGAAAAACUCAGCACAUUGUGCAGCUGUGCCUUUUUGAUGAAAGCUUCUUAUGACUCAGAUUUUACCUCUAAAAUUGCUAAAAAGUGCUUCGCAACUCUUCAGACUCUAAAGAAACAAAAUUUUAAAAUCGAAGAAGUUUCUGAAGACAUUUCAAAUCAAUUUAUUACCUGCAUUCUAAGUUCACAAAGCUUUCAAGAGCUCUCUGAGUGAAUAAUAUAAUAAAAUCUAUUGAAUGCAACGAAUAAAUGGAGAUUUCUAUUUUAAUGAUAAUUAAAGCUAAAGAAUAUAUUUAUAAAUCAAUACUCAAUGAAUUUCUCUGAUUGCAGACUUGCUAAAUCUGCUUUGGAAUUCAAGUUUAAAGCUCUAUCAUGAACUCAGCUCUCAACUACAGAUUUCAGUUCUCUUAUAGCUCUUCUCUCAGAAAUUAAUAAAGCCUCACCCGAGCACUGAGAUUUCCAAGACCUUGCCCAUAUUCUCACUAUCCUCGCUCUUAAUCUAAUUGAAAACAAUUUAAGCAGCACUGACCAAUUUAUAAACUCUCAAAUAUCCAAAUGCCUGAGAUAUCUCCAAAGUUUUGACUACCUAGAUGAGCCUUUAAAAGCAGAAAUCAAUGAAUUUAUCCAAAUUAAAGGCACUGGAAGCUCUACAUCAACUGCUAUUAAUUUAACAGAAAAUGGCGAAAAUGAAAGCCAAGGCAAGUUUUCUGAUGAAGAAAUCAAAACAUUUGGGAUUAUUGAUAAGUGAGGAGAAAAGCUAGUCAUACAAGAAACUGACUGGAUAUACUUUUUACGGAAAGGAGACAACAACUCAAUAGCUGUUUUGAAAGCCAACUUGAGACUUGAUAAUGGGGAAUCCAAAAUCGUUGCAGUAAAAUAUUAUAAAUCGACUGAAAGAAAAUGGCUGCUUAAUUAUCACACAGAAAUUGAAAUAUUAAAGAAACUCAGCGACACAAGGCAUAAGGCUUUUCUGCAGCUUUAUGGGUCAUUUAUGGAUACAGUAGUAGAAAAUGAAAGAGAAUAUCACAGACUGAAUAUAAUCAUGGACUAUUGCCAAAAAACUCUUAUGAAUGACAUUGAUAUGAGAAAAAAAGAAGGUAGGAAUUAUACUCAAAUUGAACUAUGGGACGCCAUCAAGCAGCUAAUUGAAGGCUUUGCAGUGCUAUCAAAUAUGAAGAUCUACCACCAAGACAUCAAGCCACACAACAUUUUAAUCUCAGACGAUGUCUAUAAAAUCUCUGAUUUCAAUGUAAGCAAGACUACUAAUGGGAUAACGACAAUAACAAAAGAGGCAACGAUACAAGGAACGUCUGGAUAUUUCUCUCCUGAGCUCCAAAAAGCAUUUAAUGACUAUAAAUCGAAAAAUGGGCCAAGCAGAGUUAAAUUCAACCCUGGAAAGUCUGAUGUUUUCUCUUUAGGCUUAUCUAGUUAGUAAGUAGUUCAUAAUAACUUCAUCUUCUUUUUUCUAACACUAUUAGAACUUCUAGUCACCUUCAGCUUCAAAGAACAUUCUUAAUCCACCAUCCAGUGCCAGAGGAUAACGCCUCAAUCGAUAAAACUCUCAGAAGAACCUAAUUUAUACUUCAUGAGCCAAAAUGAGGGAACUAACCUUACCAGAAAACCUCCAUUUUAAUUGUGUCUUUAGGCUUAACAAUUUUGCAAAUGGCAAGCUUAAAAAGUGUGAUCGACCUGAAUUUGCCUGAAAACCAAAGUGACUUGAUCAAUAAAAUAGAAAAUCUACCUUAUGAUGGCAAAGUAAAGGAUAUUCUAAGAAGAAUGAUGAUUUUGGACUACCACCAAAGGCCUAGCUUUAUACAGUUGGUAUCUUUGGUGACUGAUUAGAUUAUUAGAUAAGAUUAAAUUGUAGUAGAAGAUUAUUUCAGCCUCUACCAGUCCUUAGCGCACCAGCUAUCGCACAUACGCCCUUUAUUUUUUGACGUCAUCAGUCUCUCGGGGAGACGACGCGGCUAUGCUUAUGUCUUGCCUCAGCGACCAAGUACUAUUAAACCCCUGGAAGCGCUUAGGAUCAGAGUUUACCGUCCUAAACCUCCUUCUGAGACUACCACACUAUAUGUAUGCAAAUAUUCCUUCCCCAGAAGUAUGAGCUUACACUGUGACUUCGGUUUCUCGUCAAUGGGCUGAGAAAAACGUAUUUCAUAGGGUCUUAGCCAGACAAAAACCCACCCCUGACUUCCUAAAAUGAUGGGAUCCACUUAUUAUGGGGCUGGGAUCUCUUCACCGCUACCCUGGACCUAUACUUCACUCUCCAUCUUUUUAAAGGUUCUGGUAACUGAAGAAAAUACAGUCCGCUGCGAAUAA